AUGUUCCAACGCCCCUCGUCUCAGCUCUCGAGGCCGCGAACACGCGAACGUGCCGUUACUCAGCGUCGACUCCAUUUGACAGGUAGGCUCAAGGUAGGCUCUCUCUCAAGGCUCUUCAGUAAAUGCACGCUUUCAAUGCACAUUAAAUCAACGUGCAUGAACUUCCUCCUGUGGAGUGGACUAGCCGUGAAAAAGCGACGUCCCGGUAUCAGUGGCUUGCUUGCAGUUCAAGCUUACCGCGUGUCUUUGCUACACCUGUGA
Messenger RNA from Sparassis crispa, 261 nucleotides. RefSeq lists its product as hypothetical. NCBI's taxonomy places the organism in Eukaryota, Fungi, Basidiomycota, Agaricomycetes, Polyporales, Sparassidaceae. The transcript has 6 exons. The record is from RefSeq and is a predicted model, not a curated record. Bases 1 to 261 code for a protein of 86 amino acids.